UUCCAGUUAAAACUAAGAAGAGAAAGCGAAAGUACAGGUGACUGUGUCCAGUACUGUGCCAACAGGUAGACUGACAUCUACUACACACUGAUCCAGGUGGUGCUGCCCAGGUGACAACGACUGCUCAGUGUCAUCUCACUCUAGGUUCAAUGAUUUGCUGGAUUAUAUGUUGACCGAGCAUCCAAACACUGUGACCAACACAGCUUCUUGUCCAGCCUGUCAGUGUCCACAGUGUCCACAGUGUCCACAGUGUCCACAGUGUGACUGAUCGAACUGUUCACAGUCCCACAGGUGUCAUGGAUGAAAUAUUCCCAGAUAUGCGACCUGGACAGUCUCUCGAUGAUUACAUUGAGAAAAGUUUGAGACCUACACCACAAGAAUUCAGCCGGUUUCAUACAGCAGUUGACUUAUUUGUCCGAUUUCUACAAAAAACGUUUUCCGACUCGACAUACUCUGUUGCAAAAGUAUUGAAGAGUGGCUCACUGGCCAAAGGAACAGCGCUCCGCGAUAGCUCAGACAUUGAUCUCGUCGUCUUCAUCAACGGCUUGACAGACAUCGAUGACCUCAUGGUCGCGAGAGAGGCUCUCAAAAGACGAAUGAUCGCAGCGGCGGAGACAUAUCCAAGCUCCCUGAAAACCAAGAAGUCGACUAAAUUUGCUGCGAAGUUUGCUUUUAAUAACAUCGAACUUGAUGUCCUCCCUGCCUUUGAUGCUCUCAGGUCAUAUUCUGGAAAGCGCAGGAACAUUUAUAGUGCAAUAUCUCAACACCUACUCUCAAGUAAAAAGAUUGGACAGGAGUUUUCUGCUUCACUGGCUCCCCUACAGGUGGCGUUCAUCAAGACUCUCAGGUGCUCAGUAAAGGAUUACAUUCGUCUCAUGAAACAGUGGAAAAAGGUGAACGAUCUCACCAUCCCGUCCUACUGUCUGGAGCUGUUGACGGUGAAAGUAUGGAGGGACAUGGGUGGAUCCAAAAAGCGACAGAGACCUGCAUCCACUUUCAAAUAUUUUUAAAAGAAUCAUUGACCAACUGGCUGACUUCGACAACAUUCGAGUUGCCUUUGGAGGAACUAUAAAGUGAAGCAAUACAUCAAAUCGUGGAAAGUGCCUUACAUCAUGGAUCCAGCUAACCCUCACUUGGAUACAUUGUCCAGACUGGAUGAAUUUCAAAGGAAAGAAAUUCAAGCUGCUGCCAGAGAGACACGUGACCUUUUAAAGAUAUGUUGUCAGCAUAGCUGUGGAGUGACACGAUUUUGAGUAGGUCUGCAGUCAUCUUGUACAGACUACAUGUCACAAUAAUAGUGGUUUUACAGUGGUUCUUCCUACUUUCUUACAAUGUCCUACACUACUUUCUACCAUUUAUAUUUCCUCAAUAUUGGUUUCUUGCUUCUUCAUUUGAAUAUCUGUUAAAAUAUUUACCUCAUUGUUUUGAUGGAUUGUUAACAUAAACUAAGCACGAUAUAUCUUUAUAGGAAUUGAUACAAAAACCUACAACAAAACAGUCCAAUAAUUAUCUACCUAGUCUGUCUGAUGUAGAUUAAUUUUUGUUUCGGUUGCUAGAUACAAUCAUUAUGGCCAGUCCAAUGUCUAAUCCAAGUUAAUUUUGCUUGAAGUCCAAUAUCAAAUCUCAUGGACACAUGAAAACAAAUUUAGAAUAAACACACUGAUGAGUGAAAACAUCUUAAAUUCCAACAACAAGACAGUUUCAAACAACACAGUACAGUGGGGUCCACCUGAAGUUUAUAACUUCUUUGUAGUCUGAGUCAGUGGUUGAUGUGAGGUUUAUUUACAAACUAAAACCCAUUAUCAUGGACAGAGAAAAGGAUAGAUAAAGAUAAAGAACAGUAAACCCUGAGAUGGUUAGACGAAGGCAGUUUACAAUCCAGAUCUUCGUCCUCGUCGGCGGAAAAAAAUUUCUGCUGAGAAAUGUAGCUUCCCUUAAAUAUCAGUUGGCACAAAAAAUUCAAAUUCAGAGUUUUUUCCUCACCUUGACAACAAGACUUGUGAAGUAUACUGUUGAGGUAAUGUAAUAACAUGUUUUUCUCGUGUUUAUAUAUCUGUUGAUAUGUCUCUAUUUCAUAAUUCUCCUAUAUAAACGGCGAUGACCGAGCUCGAGUGAUCCCAGUGGCUUGAAUGGCACUUUAUUCAGGGUAGAUGAUCACAUGUACCCGGAGAAGAGGUUUUGUAUUCGGUCGUCGUCUAGUAAAUCGCAAUUCAAAAAUGUGUGUAUUAUCAUGAUGAUAUGUUUCAGUGUUGUAUAUAUUAUCUUUGAAUAAUUUUUGUGCAUGUCAAAGUGUUGUAGAUCGUGCAUGCCCUGAUUUACAACGGAGUAGGACUACAUUGGUGGGAGAAUAUUUACAGUGAUGUUGUUAUAAUACUGUAUGUAUGAAUAAAACAUGAUGCAAACC
Pomacea canaliculata is the source of this 2404-nucleotide messenger RNA. RefSeq names its product 2'-5'-oligoadenylate synthase 1-like. NCBI's taxonomy places the organism in Eukaryota, Metazoa, Mollusca, Gastropoda, Architaenioglossa, Ampullariidae. Bases 297 to 1010 code for a protein of 237 amino acids. Gene Ontology annotation, cellular component: nucleoplasm; cytosol; membrane. The transcript is spliced from 8 exons. Gene Ontology annotation, molecular function: double-stranded RNA binding; 2'-5'-oligoadenylate synthetase activity. Gene Ontology annotation, biological process: regulation of ribonuclease activity. The record is from RefSeq and is a predicted model, not a curated record.